AGUCUGCACUCAGGCUAACAGAGUCAGUGAGAACUAAGCUUUGGGAUGUCCCUCACUGUCUGAGCUCUUCCUUCUUUUGAAACCUGACUGAAGACUGCUCGGACUGUAGCCAGCUGACGAACAUGUUGCUUCGGACUGCGGCCCUGUUCCUCCUCUGUGCGUCUACAGGAAUGUGUGCCACCUUGGGGUACUUCCAGACUGAAGCCUUGGAGGAUGGGGAAGUUGCUGCUGUUGUUGCUCAAGAUGUCCCUCUAGAUUAUGCUUUUGAUGACAAAAUAUUUGGAUCAGAUAACUCAGGAGUAGACCUACCUGAAGUCCAAGACAAAGAGCCAGAAACGGACAAGGAUAAGCCUGAUGGAGAUUCUGCCACUAUGGAAGGGUUUGCAAAGAAAGCAGUUACUCAGGACCAACCUCCACCUGAAGAGGAGGUCAAUGAGAUCAGGCCAGUCCAGACAAAUAAAGCCUCCAAUAAACCACUGGCACAAGAAGAAGCAAGCAGCUGGAGCCUCAACUCCAUCAGGGACAGUUUCCAGACGGUGCACGGAUACUUCGACUCCCUGGUGGAGCUGGUCGGGGGACACAACGGUGUCUGUCAGUACCGCUGCCGAUAUGGAGCACUCCCACUUCCUCGGCCCGGCUACAAGCAUCAAGAACCCAACGGCUGCAGCUCGUCUCUCGUGGGCUUCCAGGUGAAUGCUGCUCUUGACGUGGGAAUCCCUGCUAUGACAAGGUGCUGCAACCAGCUGGAUGUGUGUUACGACACUUGUGCUGUGAACAAGUACGACUGUGAUGCCAAGUUUCGCUCGUGCCUCCAUGACAUCUGCUCUGACCUGAAGAAGAGUCUGGGGUUUGUGUCCAAAGUGCAAGCUUGUGAAUCAAUGGCAGAUGCCCUCUACAACACAGUGUGGACUCUGGGCUGCAGACCUUACAUGAACAGCCAGAGGGCAUCGUGUAUUUGCGAGGGAGAAGAGAGAGAUGAACUGUAACACAGAACACUGUGGCCCACUCCUCUGUAUAUUUCAAAGAUAACAGAGUCAUGGACAUUUCCACAUAUUACAACAAGAGAAGACACUUCUCAAGAGAGUCCUCUUAAAGGAAUAGUUCAGAAUAUAUGAAGUGGAGUUCAACUGAGAGGCUAUGAUCAGUUAAUAACUUUAGGCAUCUUAAUUAUGUAUAAAUUCAGAUUAGAUGAAGCUAACAGCUAGCUAGCUAGGGGGCUAUUAUUUUAGCUCAACAAUUUAAACUAAAAAUGCUUCUAUCAGUGAGAUAUAAAGCUGUCCAGACUUUCACAGGCAGCAAGGAGAGUUAAGCAGGCAAGAUAUUAACUGCUUAUAACAGAAACAUGGAAAAAUCUGAACUAUCCCUUUAAGAUUCAGAAAUGAGGAAAUUAAAAAGAUGUAAAUGGGGAAUUCAGUGAUUCAGAAGAUUUAUUAAUACAGGGUCCAAACAGAUAUUGUGAGUCUGAAGAUGGCCUUUAGCGUCUGAAUUAAUUGCUUAUGCAUAUUUACCUCCUCAUUGUAGGUCAAAUUUGGUCUUCUAUGACUCCAUUACCAUAAAUUACUUGAUGACUCCAAACAAAACACCUGAUAUGAAGAUGAGAAGAAUAUUUUGGUCGGAUUAAUUUUCUCUUGAUUGAAAUUUCAAGAUAAUACCUGGAAUGCAAGCGGCAGUGUGUGUGCUGCCAUCUAAAAUUUCUCACACAUCUUCAAUAACAAGUCGAAUGCCUACUACACCACAUAGUUUAAGUUAUUUUUUACUAUCUAUCUAAUUUGAAGUUAAAUGACAACAUUAGCUAUAGGUUAGCUUCCAGAGUAAUGAACCAUGUGCAUAAUAUCUGACAUGCUCCCAGCGCUUUGAUUAAGCUCAGCAAAUGAGUCAAAAUGAAUCAGUGGAAGGGCCGUGUGUUGUUUUCCAAGUUAAUGAUGGUAUGAAAUUUAAACUAGUCCGAGUCUCGAAGCUGCAAUCAAUCCAGAGAAAAUGUCCUUACAAUGGCAUCCUGAUAAACAUCUGCUGUGCUGUGGGCCCAGCCAUCAGGUUUGUAAUCUGAAUGUCAAUCAUUAUAAUGUCAGUAAUGCAGCUGUGAGACACUGAAGCUUGGAAGAAUAUGUGUAUUCUGUGUGUAUGUGUAUUUAUGUGUGUAGGACUAUAAAGGGACAGUGCAAUGGACUGUAUGUCUGCAUCUAUUUGGUGCUUUAACUACCAAAUAAACUGAAAGGGUCACCUCA
Messenger RNA from Xiphophorus hellerii (green swordtail), 2225 nucleotides. RefSeq names its product phospholipase A2, group XIIB (gene pla2g12b). Gene Ontology annotation, molecular function: A2-type glycerophospholipase activity; calcium ion binding. NCBI's taxonomy places the organism in Eukaryota, Metazoa, Chordata, Actinopteri, Cyprinodontiformes, Poeciliidae. Bases 123 to 986 code for a protein of 287 amino acids. Gene Ontology annotation, cellular component: extracellular region. Gene Ontology annotation, biological process: triglyceride homeostasis; cholesterol homeostasis; lipid catabolic process. The record is from RefSeq and is a predicted model, not a curated record. The transcript has 4 exons.